Messenger RNA from Anopheles stephensi (Asian malaria mosquito), 2695 nucleotides. RefSeq names its product xyloside xylosyltransferase 1. Bases 475 to 1728 code for a protein of 417 amino acids. Lineage: Eukaryota; Metazoa; Arthropoda; Insecta; Diptera; Culicidae. The record is from RefSeq and is a predicted model, not a curated record. The transcript has a single exon. Gene Ontology annotation, molecular function: UDP-xylosyltransferase activity.
GUUGAACCAGAAAUGCACCCCCAUCAAUAUUGGGGAUGAAGGUGGCAAAAGGAAGCCUCGCAAAUGUCAUCGGGUGCAGAAAAAAGGAUAAUGCGAGGGUUGAAAACAGACCACUGAAACACUCUCGCGUAGCAUUCCUGUACAGUGUAAUCUAAUAGACGGGAGGUGAAGAUUGCAGAACCGAUUCAGAUAAUGGUGAAACGCACCUAGGACACGGGUUGGUCAAGGCGUGUUUGUGUGUGCGUGCGCGAGUGUGUGUGGUGGCCCGUAUCCGGUGCAGGCAAAAGGAUUCUCCCACCCAGCAAAAGGAGGCCACACUCGCCGACCCGAUUAUGAAACUAGGUCCCUGUCCCGUGAACGUGCAGCAGCGAGCAGCGUGAAUCGCAACGGGAAAGCGCUCUGGCUAUCUUCGAUUGGUGGCAACGACGUCGACGGUGGGGUCGGUGGUGGCUCGCGCUACCACGGAUCGGUCAGAUGGGCAUGAAUAAGGCGCUGCUAGUGUUUAUUGUGGCCAGCGGGUUUCUACUGUUUAUCUACGCCAACAGUAGCGUUUUCAAUCGGCACCUGGUGCAGAAGGAUGCGCCGGAACGGUUGGCGGCGGCGGCAGCAGCGGCCCUGGUACACCACAACCAUCAGCACCACCACAAACCGCACGAGGGGAAGCACCGGAAUGGGACGGGAAGCGAAAACGGCACGAGCGAUAUCGCGGCAAGCAAGCUGAAGCGCGUGAAGUACGUUUCCAAGGGCACGAACGACACGGAGUACAACAUCUUCCUGAUCUACACGAAGGAAAGCCAAAACCUGAUCCUGCACAGUCAGCUGGAGCUGUUUCUGCGCAGCCUGCUGAAGUACAGCACGAUCGAGCUGCAUCUGCACAUCAUCACGGACGAGCAGAGCGAACGAUCGGCGGAAGAGCUGAUCAAGCAGCAGAUCGAGCGAUUUCACCGAACCGCAUUCUACACGCUGUACGAUGUGCGGGACUGUGCGGAGAAGAUCAGCGACAUCGUGCAUGGCAUGAUGCCACUGUUCAACUACCGGUCCGGCAGCUACUACAGCGAUGCCUUAUUUCUGCUGUCGCUUGGGCUGCACCGUAUCGUCGAUCGGAACAUGCGCCGGGCGAUUCUGAUCGACUGUGAUGUCGUGUUUCGGGCAUCCGUAAAGGAACUGUUCGAUCAGUUCGAGCUGUUCGCACCGGACCAGCUGUUCGGGUUGGCUCCUGAGCUGACGCCCGUGUAUCGACAUGUCCUUUCCCGCUAUCGGAUGAACAAUCCACAGACCAUCUUCGGAAGUCCUUACUACAUGGACAAACUACCCGAGCAAUCGGACGUACUGCCGGCAUCUGCGAACGAAGUGUCGCACAGCAUGAAAGCAGCAGCGAGCAGUGAGAUUCGACGGCAUGGAUACCCGGGAUUGAACUCCGGGGUCGUCAUGCUACACCUGGAUCGCAUUCGACGGUCGCGACUGUACGAAGAGAUCAUCAAGGAGUCGACGGUGAAGAACAUGGCGGAUAAAUAUUCCUUCCAGGGCCAUCUGGGCGAUCAGGACUUUUACACGCUGAUGGGAUUCGAGUUUCCCGGGCUGAUCUAUCGGUUGGAUUGCGUGUGGAACCGGCAGCUGUGCACGUGGUGGCGAGAGCACGGCUACAGCGACAUCUUCGAUCGGUACUUCCACUGUGAAGGCACGGUCAAGAUCUACCACGGCAACUGCAACACGCGGGCACCGGAAUAGGUCGCUCUCGCUCCAUCUAUCUGUCCUCCUUCUCUCUUUGAAUCCUCCGACUCGUAUGUGUUCGUACAUUCCAGUACACCCCCCAGCGUCCAUUUGUUCUUCGACAUUCCAUAACUGUAGAAGCGUUCCGUUUGGCCAUAGUAGCAUCUAGGCGAGUAAAGUUUGUUGUAGGAUGAGUUAAGUCCGAUCUCAGCGCGUCUCUUUGCGCCUAAACAACACACACACACACACACGCACGGUCGGUCGUAUCCUUUUGGCACGAUGGAUUAGGCGGUUUUAUGUUUGUUUGUUUGUCUCCUAGACGCCCCAGCUCUUCCAUGACGCGCCUAUCGAUCGUAUAACGAAUCGUAUAGCGGGUUUGUCGGAAGUUUUUAAGAAGAACGACACGUGUCUACGUCCGUGUGCAAUAAUGACUUCGUUCUUGUGCCUUUGUUUUAAUUGUUUUGUCCGUAGUUUUACGCUAGUUUCCUCUUGUUAUGCAACGAAAUGAUUUUAUAUUGUUAGCCCUUAGUUAGUUUUAGCCGCGCCUAGUGCAUUUAUACACUCUCGUUAGCUGUCAGUGUGACCGUGUUGAAUUGCUAGAGGGAAUUGAGCCGACAUGGUUUUAACUAAUGCGAAACCCGUGCAUUUUUUGCCAGUAGGGAGUGAACGAAUAAGAAUCAAAUUAGGUUAGGUCGUACAACAAAACAGAAGAACAAACGCGUACCACGCAACAUCGCAGAAUCUCUUCAAUACCGUUUAUCAUUAUCACGAUCAAACACGAGACACAGCAAUCGCUCGUAGUAGGAAAGCGCGGCCACAGAGAUCCAUCAGAUCCACACCCUUUACAUGGCCUAAUCAUGCGCUGGACGCUGUGUGUCCCUAUCCAGUUGCUAUCCACAAGGUCGUUGAUAACUCUUGCGAAAUUGAUCGAAUAGAAAGGAAAAGCGAAUAAUAAAAAAACAAACCAUUUUUCCCAUUUUUGAAA